Molecule: messenger RNA, 903 nt
Organism: Pezoporus occidentalis (night parrot)
Lineage: Eukaryota; Metazoa; Chordata; Aves; Psittaciformes; Psittacidae
Gene: FBXL12
Product: F-box and leucine rich repeat protein 12
Molecular function (GO): protein binding
Source: RefSeq, a predicted model, not a curated record
AUGGUUGCCUGGAGGACGAGGCCGGCGCCGGAAGCGGAAGUUAGCCGGGGAGCAAACCGGAAGAGGAAGUGUUGGGGGACCGGGCAAGAUGGCGGCGGCGGCGGCAGCAGGGGGGGCUCGGUGCUGCCCGAUUCGGUGCUGCUGCCGCCGUGGGACCGGCUGAGAGCGGCCGGGGUCUGCCGCCGGUGGCGGCGGCUCGCGUUGGACCGGACGGUGUGGAGACACGUGGAUCUGAGCCAGCGCCGGCACCUCAGCUCCAGGGCCCUGUGGCAGCUCCUUCUCCGGCACCUCCCCGCGGGGCUGUGCACGCUGCGGGCCCGGGGCUCCCUCCUCUCCCCCUCCCGGCCUCCCCUCCUGUCCCCGGCGCUGUUGGCGGCCCUGGGCCAGCGCUGCCCCCCCCGGCUCCAACGCCUGAGCCUGGCCGAGACCGACGUGCGCCGGGUCCCCUACGAGAGCAUCCCCGCUUCCACGCCCGCCUCCUCCCCGCGGCCUCUUCGCCACCUCCUGGUCCACCACGUCCCGGCCUUCAGCGACCGGCACUUGGUGGCUGCCUGCUCCCGGCACCGCCUGGAGAUGCUGAGCCUGCGGGGCUCCUAUCGCCUGACGGAGCCCGACCUGCAGCGCGCUGCUCCCUGCCUGCUGCGGGGCUGCGGCGCCGGCGAUGCCGCCACGGGCUCCCUUGGGUACCACUUGAAGCGGCUGCGGGAGCUCGAGGUCGUUGCUUGCCCCGUGAGGGCUUUAAAGAGCCUGCAGCACCUGGAGAUGCUUUGCCUUGAGCUGGGGUGAAGGUGUCUGCCGGGGCUGUGGUUGCCUUGGGCUCGCGUCACAACGGGAGUCCUGGAUCAAAUCCGGCUGAAUUUAUCCCAUUGCAGCUGCUCCCAUUCGCCUCAACCCCCAGCCUGA